AUGAAAAUGUCAAUUACAUCCAGUCCACCUGAAUUACCACCUGAUUCUCCUGGUUCUUCAGUAUCAUCACGAUUACAGAAUGAAUAUGAUGAUUUAUUACGACGAGCUGUUGUUAUUACUAAUCAUGGUCUUACAACAAAUGUAACAAUGAAUCAAAGCGUACUUGGACUUGGACAACGAACAAAAAAUAAAAAAAAUGUUCCUGUAACUGAUCUUAUUGAUUUGAGUAGCCCGGAUACAUAUCGUACUGAUAUGACACAAUCUGAAAUUGGUAAGAAAACAAAGGAUCUUUUAUAUAACAAGAAAAAAUAA
This is a messenger RNA of Rotaria sp. Silwood2, 312 nucleotides long. Lineage: Eukaryota; Metazoa; Rotifera; Eurotatoria; Philodinida; Philodinidae. The record is from the annotation of a GenBank genome assembly.